Messenger RNA from Micromonas pusilla CCMP1545, 744 nucleotides. RefSeq lists its product as uncharacterized. NCBI's taxonomy places the organism in Eukaryota, Viridiplantae, Chlorophyta, Mamiellophyceae, Mamiellales, Mamiellaceae. The record is from RefSeq and is a predicted model, not a curated record. The transcript has a single exon. The annotation marks the transcript as partial.
CGCGAUGUACAAAAACGUCGCGUCGAUCGUCAAACCCCCGCCGCCGCCCCCGAUGCACAAGGUGUUCGUGUACGGCACCCUCAAGCGCGGGUUCCACAACAACCGCCUGCUGCUCGAGAAGAACGCGGUGUACGUGGGAAAAGCGAAAACGCUGCGAGAGACGCGCCUCGUCGUGGACAAGCGAUACGGGAUCCCGUAUCUCAUCGACAGCAGCACGGACAGCGCGGACACGACGUACGCGGGCGGCGGCGGGCACGGGCACAGGGAGGUCGUCGCCGGGGAGCUCUGGGAGGUGGACGGCGACACGCUCGCCGAGCUGGACUUACUCGAGGCGACCGCGGAGGGAAUGUACGUUCGCAAAGAGAUGGAGAUCGUCUUCGUGAAGGAGAAGCUCGACGAGUACACCCCGGGGAAGUCGGAGAUUUUGAUCGCGUGGGGGUACGUCGCCGGGCCGGCGUCGCUCGCCGCGGGGAUAGGGACGACGCACUCGAACGACGUCACCGUCGGGGAGUACACGCAGUGGGUGCAUCGGUCGACGUACGUCCCGAAGAGCAAACGCGCGGACGGGAGCCUCGGAAAAAAUUUGGGGAGCGCGGGGCCAUCCGCGCCGCCGUCGACGAUCGCCUGAGAUGAACUCACGAGGAGGCGGGCGCGAGCGAGGGGAAACGGACGGUGCGGCACGUGUACUGUACCACGGGGGGAAUCGGGAACACGAUACGCGCGGCGUGAGGGGUUCAUGUAUAG